AUGUUUUUAUCCGGAAAGCGCCUUUCGUAUGGAGCUAGAACAUUGAAUGAAGGAGGAUGGCAAUCUAUGCCAACUCUUGGUUUUCCUGGCGGUUAUUUAGUGGGUGCUUCUGCGGGAUUUAUGAAUGUACCAAAAAUUAAAGGAACACACACGGCGAUGAAGUCUGCUGUGCUUGUGGCGGAUACGGUUUUUGAUACUCUAACAAAAGGAAGCUCUUCCGAAACACUUCAGGAAAAAAUAGAAAAGAGUUGGUUGGGAAGUGAAUUAAAAGCUGUGCGUAAUAUUCGUCCAGGAUUUCAUUGGGGGCUUAUUCCAGGGCUCGUAAAUAGUGCAUUCAUUACCUUGAUCACAAGAGGAAAAGAGCCCUGGACCCUUUCUCAUUAUAAAGAUCAUCUCUCUUUAGAGAAAUCUUCUAAAAGCAAUCCCAUUGUUUACGAAAAACCAGACAAUAAAAUAACCUUUGAUCGUCUGUCUUCGUUAUUUCUCUCCAAUACAUCCCAUGAAGAAAACCAGCCGUGCCAUCUAAAACUUAAGGAUGAAAAUGUCCCCAUUCAGGUAAAUUUAGAUCAAUACGCUUCUCCAGAGUCGCUUUAUUGUCCAGCAGCUGUUUACGAGAUUAUUGAAGAAAAGAAUCCUCGUCUUCAGAUCAACUUUACGAACUGUCUCCAUUGUAAAGCCUGUGAUAUUAAAGAUCCGACUCAAAAUAUUACAUGGACUCUACCAGAGGGGGGUGGAGGCCCUCGCUAUACGGGGAUGUAA
This is a messenger RNA of Stylophora pistillata, 759 nucleotides long. Its product is annotated as electron transfer flavoprotein-ubiquinone oxidoreductase, mitochondrial-like. NCBI's taxonomy places the organism in Eukaryota, Metazoa, Cnidaria, Anthozoa, Scleractinia, Pocilloporidae. The record is from RefSeq and is a predicted model, not a curated record.